GGAAAAGUGCAAGUGUUUUCCACACACUGGCUGCUCGAGUUAGAAACGCAAGCGCGGACAAAACGAGGUGAAAUAUUGAGAUGCUGUGCCACCGUCGCAUCCACUACCACCUUUUCCUACUGCAGCUUUUUGUGAUUCCCCUUCUUCGGGGAUCCCCCGUAUCAAGUCCGGAAAUAGCAAACAAGGGCUCCAAGUCACCAAACAGCGUGCAACAAGCACAACAGCAACAGCAGCAGCAGCAACAGGAGGCGCACCUCAAUUCGCUGAGUGCCUAUGCCAGCAGCUAUGACAUGGUUCAACAAAACCAGGCUCAAAAUCAGGCCCAAAAUCUCGUUCAAGCCCAGGUCCUGACUCCUGCGGAUCCUUCGUUUAAGCCCUCGUACAAGAUGCCCGAAAUGGAAACGAAUUUCACGCCGAUGCAAACCGCUGGAACACCCAGUGUGGCUGGCCUUCCGUCGACUCCCAUGCUGAUGCAGUAUCUGCCAGCCCAGGCGAUCCAAGACGGGUCAGGGAACACGGUCCAGUAUCUUCAGUUGAUCCCCACCCGACCGAUUAUAGUGCCCAUAUCGCCGUACGUUUCGGCCGCAGGGUCGCCCUCAAUCACCGCUGGGGGACAACCAGACUUCGGAGGACGGACAGCGACGGUUCUAAGUGCCUUGCCGCCGAACUUCGCAGCUCUCCAGGGAUUCGCCACUGGGGCCAUCAAUCCCACCGUUGCCUUCCGCAACACCUAUCGCAUCAAUCGUGAGGCCAAGGACAAACACUUCCCACCCUCCUUCUCACUGAAUCUCAACGAGUAUUUGCCAGGCUCCUCCAUGGGUGGUGGUCAUGACAGCUCCGCAAACCCACACAUGUACCUAAGGUCUAGGUCGUAG
Drosophila ficusphila is the source of this 875-nucleotide messenger RNA. RefSeq names its product maternal protein pumilio. Lineage: Eukaryota; Metazoa; Arthropoda; Insecta; Diptera; Drosophilidae. The transcript is spliced from 2 exons. The coding region runs from base 81 to 875 and encodes 264 amino acids. The record is from RefSeq and is a predicted model, not a curated record.